This is a messenger RNA of Xyrauchen texanus (razorback sucker), 891 nucleotides long. RefSeq names its product lipocalin-like. The record is from RefSeq and is a predicted model, not a curated record. Lineage: Eukaryota; Metazoa; Chordata; Actinopteri; Cypriniformes; Catostomidae. The transcript is spliced from 7 exons. The coding region runs from base 104 to 727 and encodes 207 amino acids. Gene Ontology annotation, molecular function: cysteine-type endopeptidase inhibitor activity; small molecule binding.
UGAUCUUAACAAAAUAAAUAGUGAAGGGGUGUCAUUUCUGGGAGUUGGACUGCCUAACAAGUUUAUUUUAUUACAUCUCGAUAUUGAUAACUAAAUUACAGCAAUGUCGACAGAAAUGCUCGGAGGAAUAUGUGAGGUGCAGGACGCCACCCCAGAGGUGCAGAACAUCUGUGAUGAGGUGAAGCCAGAAGCAGAAGAAAAAGCUGGAAAGAAAUUUGAUGUUUUCACUGCCAAAUCUUUCACCACACAGGUUGUGGCAGGAACCAACUAUUUUAUCAAGGUGGCUGGGAAAUGGUACCUGAUUGGUUUUGCCACCAAUGCAGAGUGGUUUGUCACCCGCAAGGCAAACAUGAAGAUGGGCGUCGCCAUGCUCACGCCAAAUGAUGGAGACCUGGAGAUGGCAUAUUCUAGUCUCAAUCCUGAUGGCUCGUGUUGGAGAAUGACUCAUCUGGCUCAAAGAACUGAUGUUCCUGGGAAAUUCAGCUUCCGCAGCGAGCGCUGGGAGACUGAUAAUGACAUGCGUGUGGUGGACGUGAAGUAUGAUGAAUACGCUUUGAUCCACACCAUCAAGACCAGGGCUGGCUCCACAACUCUACUCAACAAACUCUACGGCCGAACCCCAGACCUGAGCCAGGAUAUCUUGGACAAAUUCGCAGAGUUCUCUUUGGAACAAGGCAUUCUGCCAGACAACAUUGCCAUCCUUCCUAAAAAUGAUGAGUGCCCUUAAAUUGAAUUUGAAGAUGCUACCCGACCCCUAAACCUUCUGCGAGUCCCCCAAUGCUCCUAAAGAGCAUUGCCCCUCUGACUUCUGACUGACUAUUUUUACCUUCUUAAAGUUUGUCUUUUUUUUAACAUUUCUUUUUGAGUUUGGACCAAUAAAAUCUUUUGUGA